Messenger RNA from Dioscorea cayenensis subsp. rotundata (Guinea yam), 1553 nucleotides. RefSeq names its product AAA-ATPase At3g50940-like. Bases 92 to 1537 code for a protein of 481 amino acids. The record is from RefSeq and is a predicted model, not a curated record. NCBI's taxonomy places the organism in Eukaryota, Viridiplantae, Streptophyta, Magnoliopsida, Dioscoreales, Dioscoreaceae. The transcript has 2 exons. Gene Ontology annotation, molecular function: ATP hydrolysis activity; ATP binding.
ACUCUUCCCAUUUCCUCUAUAAAUCAAAACAAACCAAACCACAAGAGGUUAUAACCCAACAACACUAAGAAAGUCAAUCAUCCUCUCACCAAUGGCUUCUUCUUCUUCUUCAAUGAGCAACAAAGCCAUGAGCUCAACCAAGGGAAUUCUCACCACUGCCGCAUCCCUUGCAGCCUCAGCCAUGUUAUUCCGCACCAUCGCCAAUGACUUCAUCCCUUCCGAACUUCGCAACUACAUAUUCACAGGGAUCAAGUACCUUCACGAUCGUUUCUCCUCCGAACUCACACUUCUCAUCGACGAAAAAGAUGGUUACUCUCCAAACAUCAUCUAUCAAGCAGCCAUGUCCUACCUCAACUCCAAGAUAUCCCCUUCAAUAAGAAGGCUAAGAGUGAGCAAACAAGAUAUCGAUGACAAGAAGUUCAAUGUGUCAAUGGAUCGAGGACAAGAAACCAUUGAUGUUUUUGAGGGGAUCCAGUUCCGAUGGUGUUUCAUAAGCACACAGGUGUCGGAGAAUCCCAGGCGAUUUAACAAAGGGAGAUCACUUCGAAUGAUGGACAUGGAAGUAGAUACCGAGUUACGUUACUUGGAACUAACCUGCAAUGUCAAGCACAAGGACAAGGUCUUUGAUGUCUACUUACCAUUCAUAUUAGAUAGAUGGACUGCAAUGAAGAAUAAAGGAAGGAUACUCAAGCUUUUUAUUAACGAACGGAAGAGUUGGGCUCCGGUGAAUCUCCAUCACCCGGCGACAUUCGAGACGAUAGCAAUGGAUGCCGAGCUCAAGCAAACUGUGAUGGAGGAUUUAACUAAGUUUGUUCAGAGUAAAGACUAUUAUAAGAGUAUCGGUAAGGCUUGGAAGCGUGGUUAUUUGUUGUAUGGACCGCCGGGGACUGGCAAGUCAAGUUUGGUUGCUGCCAUGGCGAACUUCCUCAAGUAUGAUAUCUAUGAUCUUGAACUCACUGAAGUUAAGAACAACCUUUCACUUAGAAGAUUGCUAGUUGGAACUUCGAGUAGGUCAAUAAUUGUUGUUGAGGAUAUUGAUUGCUCAAUAACAAUGGACAACAGGCGUACUCCGGCUAAAAAUAGUGAUGAUGAGGGUGAAACGGUUACUCUAUCUGGAUUGUUGAACUUUGUUGAUGGUCUUUGGUCAAGCUGUGGUGAGGAAAAAAUCAUUGUUUUCACAACCAAUUAUAAAGAGAAGCUUGAUCCAGCGCUGUUGAGGCCAGGAAGGAUGGAUAUGCACAUCCACAUGGGCUAUUGCAGCCCUUGUGCAUUUAGGACAUUGGCUUCGAACUACCACAAUGUGGAUGACCAUCCCCUGUUUGAGGUGAUUGAAGAUUUGCUUAAGGACACGGAGGUCACUCCGGCCACUGUCGCCGAAGAGCUUAUGAGGAGUGUUGAUGUUAGUAUUGCACUGCAAGGACUCCACCAAUUUCUUCAAUGUAAAAAAUCAGAAGCUAAUGAAGCUAAGCAUAGAGCAAAUUGUACUGAAUCUAGUAGCAGUGAAGCCAGAGAAGAAAGCUCUGUCGUUCUUGUUUGAUUGAUGGAUGUCCAUG